UGUGUGUGUGUGUGUGUGUGUGUGUGUGUGUGUGUGUGUGUGUGUGUGUGUGUGUGUGUGUGUGUGUGUGAAUAUGUGCGCGUUGGAAGCGCGCGCGUGUCCAGAUUUCCGUGUUUUCAAAGCGAAAGCAAUCACGCGUCAGACUCACUAUAUAAACCUGCAGAGCGGCUCUUUACUCACACACACAGACAGACACACACCGAGAGGAACAUCUUACAGAGAACAGAUCACUGAAUCCAUCACUGAAAGCCUUUAUUUCUUUUUUCUUUUCUUGACUUGUGAUUGUUUUAUUAUGGGUCUUAUUUUCUCCUCCAUCUUUUCACGGUUCAUACACAAGAAGGAGAUGAGAUUGCUGAUGGUUGGUCUGGAUGCAGCCGGAAAGACUACAGUGCUCUAUAAGCUCAAACUGGGUGAAGUCGUCACAACCAUUCCUACUAUCGGCUUUAAUGUGGAGACAGUCGAGUACAAGAACAUUUCCUUCACCGUGUGGGACGUCGGAGGACAGAACGUCAUUAGACCGCUCUGGAGACACUACUAUCAGAACACCACGGGCAUCAUCUUUGUGGUGGACAGCAGCGACCGUGAGCGCAUCCAGGAAGCUGCUUUAGAGCUGCAGAUGAUGCUUGAGGACGAUGGUCUGAGGGACGCCGUUGUGUUGGUUCUUGCAAACAAACAGGAUUUACCCAACGUGAUGCCGGUCCACGAGAUGACCGAGAAGCUCAGAAUGCACGCCAUGAAGGGACGAGAUUGGUACCUUCAGUCAACUUGUGCAACAAAUGGAACAGGUUUAUAUGAAGGACUGGACUGGCUUUCAAAUCAGCUCUCCAAACGAUAAAAUCUGAUCAACUGCACUGAGUGAAUUUAUUAGAAAAAUACUUUACUGUAUAUAAAUGUGCCAAUAACCUUG
Molecule: messenger RNA, 907 nt
Organism: Tachysurus fulvidraco (yellow catfish)
Lineage: Eukaryota; Metazoa; Chordata; Actinopteri; Siluriformes; Bagridae
Product: ADP-ribosylation factor 4-like
Exons: 6
Coding region: 74-835 (253 amino acids)
Biological process (GO): vesicle-mediated transport; intracellular protein transport
Cellular component (GO): plasma membrane; cytoplasm
Molecular function (GO): GTP binding; GTPase activity
Source: RefSeq, a predicted model, not a curated record